Zerene cesonia (dogface butterfly) is the source of this 1242-nucleotide messenger RNA. Its product is annotated as cytochrome P450 6B2-like. Gene Ontology annotation, molecular function: monooxygenase activity; iron ion binding; heme binding. The transcript is spliced from 2 exons. NCBI's taxonomy places the organism in Eukaryota, Metazoa, Arthropoda, Insecta, Lepidoptera, Pieridae. The record is from RefSeq and is a predicted model, not a curated record. Bases 1 to 1242 code for a protein of 413 amino acids.
AUGGCAACCUAUUUAUAUAACAAAUAUGACGGUGAAAAUAUUGUUGGAUACUACAGAGGAACAACGCCCGAGCUCUUAGUACGAGAUCCUGAAUUAUUGAAGCAUAUACUCAAUUUAGACUUUCUACAUUUCUACAAAAGAGGGUUAGGCCGAGAUCCUAAGGUGGAGCCACUGUUACUGAAUUUAGUGUCCUCAGAAGGUGAUACAUGGAAACUUCUCCGUAAAGGCCUAUCACCAGCAUUCACGAGCAGCAAACUGAAAAAUAUGUUCCCAAUAAUCAAUGAGUGUGCAGACAGAAUGAUAAAUUUAGCAAGUAGAAUGGCAUUAUUUGAAGAAGAGUUUGAUGCUUGUAAUCUUAGUUCCCGAUUUACUAUGGAAUUGAUUGGUGCAUAUGGCUUUGGCAUAGAUAUGAAUACAAUAAACAAUGAGCAUUCACUAUUUAUCAAGCUUCGAGAGAUGAUAUUCAUUAAAUCGAAAUGGCAGAUAUUCUUGUUCGCCAUAAAAGACCUUUUCCCUAAUUCUCUAAUCAAAAAAGUAGUUCUUGGAAAACCGCAGAUUGAACCCACAUUGACUGAGAUUUUGAACGGGAUUCGCCAACAAAGGCAAAACGAUACAAACCCACGUGAUGAUUUUAUUCACUUAUUGUUGGAAUUGGAAAAAGAAGGAAAAAUUUAUAGUGACUCUUUAGAACCAGAUGAAAAUGGUCAAUUUAGAAAAAUUGAACUUGAUUUUGAUGAUGCGUAUGUAAUCGCCCAAUUGUAUGUAUAUUUUGCGGCUGGUUUUGAAACGGCAUCAACAGCGAUGAGUUAUACAAUGCAUCAACUCGCAUUUCAUCCGGAUAUACAAAGAGAAGUUCAAGAAGAAGUUGACAGAGUGCUCGAUAAAUAUGAUAAUAAGUUGUGUAUAGAAGCUGUUUCUGAAAUGACAUUGUUAGAAAUGUGUGUGAAGGAAGGACUCAGGUUAUUUCCUCCUGCUGGUGCAUUAUUCCGAGUAUGUACAAAAGACUUUAGAAUACCAGGAUCAAAAGUGAUGAUUGAAGCUGGUACGAAGUUGAUCGUUCCUGUCCACGGAUUGCAUAUGGAUCCAAAAUAUUUUGAAAAUCCUAAGGAAUUCAGGCCAAAACGAUUUUUACCACAAGCAAAGACAUGGCCUAAAUACGCCUACAUUCCGUUUGGAGAAGGGCCAAAGAAAUGCAUUGCUAUAUUUGUCGCGUCGCUCACAUUUGAAAAUGAGCAUAUGUGA